Messenger RNA from Suillus bovinus, 372 nucleotides. RefSeq lists its product as uncharacterized. Bases 1 to 372 code for a protein of 123 amino acids. The record is from RefSeq and is a predicted model, not a curated record. The transcript is spliced from 5 exons. Lineage: Eukaryota; Fungi; Basidiomycota; Agaricomycetes; Boletales; Suillaceae.
AUGGCAGAAUUCGGCAUGGUGUCAAACUCUGCCAGUGCACUCACUUCUACUAUUGUUACAGCACUGCUUAGCUACCUACAAAGAAUGAAAAAGAGUGGUGCUAGUAGAAGGAUGUAUCCGUGUGUCUCGGAUGCGAAGAGUAAAACCCUUCGCAUCGAUGAAACACGACGACAAGUUCCACCUUGGUCGGAAGUUGUGGUUGGCCAAGGGCAGAGACAAUCUGCGUCAAUCUUGCAAGUGCCCCAGGGACAAUCUUGUCUGUCAAAGGGCAUAGCAGAGGUUGAUGAUGCUAAAGCAGCGACAACAACGAGGUCAAUUGUAGAGGAAAAACGCACUAGGACCCUAGAAGAGGGGGCUGGUAUAACGUUGUAA